ACGGGCACGUCAAAAAAGAAAAUGUGGACUGUAAGGACAAACUGAGGCCGGAGAAGGACCGUCGAACUAAAUAAAUCGUCUUCGUAGAGCUCUGUUGCCAGGCAGUAGUUGUUAUUUAAAGUUCACAACCGAAUAUUUGACAGUUUAAGGGUCGUUUCUAGGUUAACUCGUAGUCUUGCUCGGUGGUGGUUCGCUUUGAGGAAGCAGCAGCUCGGCUAGCCAGCUGAAUUAGCUAGCCUACCAGAGAUGGGGACGAGAGCCAGUCGCCUACAGGAAGACCCGGUUCCCUCUGCUUUCGGAAAAGAUGGCACAAAGCGGGAUUCCUACCGGCGACCCCGCCUCACCAGACCCACUAGUCUCAUGGUGGACUUCUCUGGGAGCUUCGAGGACACGGAGGCCAACCGGAGUCGUUCAGAGGAGGGCAGCGAUUCGGACCUAGGGCAGCAUGGGGCGAGCGCCGACGGUAGCCCCGCUGACCACCACGGCAUCCCCUCUAGCAUUAGCCAACCGUCACCUGCGGACGACAACAACAGCGAAGGAAAACCCGAGGAAGACGGGAACACAAGCCCGGAGGCUCCCGUUGACGCGGAACAUCAGCCCGGAGAGGAGACAGGCCGCACGCCCCACCGCACUUUUUCCGAGCGGCUGCCCGGGAAUCGGCACUCUUCCGCCCGCAGUGUUGGCGCAAGAUCCGCCCGGGUCCGGGGCACACACCAGCGGCCGGUGUCAGAGGCUUGGAUCGGCCUGUACCGUGUUAACAACCGCCAUGGCAAUAUCCGCUGCCCUUUCUGCUCGAAGCCUUUCCCGGGGGGUCGGAUUGAGGAUCACCUGUUGAGCUGCCUCACGUCUCCUCCUCUACCUUACAAUACGGAUGUGCUUAGUAAAGACAGCGGAGAGUGCUCCAUCUGUUUGGAGGAUCUGGUACAGGGGGAGACCAUUGCCAGGCUGGCUUGCCUCUGCGUCUACCAUAAGAGCUGCAUUGAUUCCUGGUCCAAGGUGAAGCCCUGCUGCCCUGAACAUCCCUUCGAUUGACUCAUGGGUCACAAGUUUUCCACACAGUGACCAACCCGACUCAGGAGACUACACUGAAUCCUAACAAAAUCCCAAUAAAGAUGUGUUAUUGAACAAAUAAAAGCCCCCCCGUCCCUGUCAGACGCAAACCUAUAUUUGAGUGGAAAGCAGACGAUCCUAAGAAGAAGCUGCAGUUAGUGACACCCACUGCCUCUCCAUUUGGAUCAGUCCAUUUGAACUUAGUCUUGACCAUUUCAAGCCAAACUCCCAACAACAAAAAAAAUAAACCAGCUGCUCUGUCUAAUCUUCGGUCGAGACCCUCGUUGGAACAGAAGUGGAUUUCACUUUCUAUCUCACGGACUUGGCUUUAAUCCACGGAACAUUUAAAAAAAAAAAAAAAAAAAGUCAAACAAAUAUUAUCAUCCCAGAACGAUGGAACUCGCCCCAGAAAGAUCUUGAACUUGGGGAGGAAUGCAAAAAAAAAAAAGGAAAAAAAAAAAGGUCUCAACUGUGACUCUGGAUCCUCUCCUGUGUAUUUUUCUCCCUCCGAACGGGAUCGGUCAUUUUAUCAAGUAUUUUGCAAAAACAGUAUUGUUCCAUGUUAUACAUCGGAUGAAUGUUUUCUUUCCUCGGCUCACCCCAAAUGAACCGACCUCACACUGAAAGCGUGAACUGUUACCACAUAAACAUUGCUUUAUUUUGAACUAGCUGGAGGUUGAGGGCUUGUUGUUGGUGAAUGGGGGCUGCCGUUACUUGGUGUUUUCUGUUUUCUAUUACCUGUAAACAUUUCAGGGGAGGUUUGGGGGAUAAUUGUUUUUCUCAGUAGGUCAGUUUCUUGUUGGUGGUUAGUUAGCGCUGAGUUUAAUGUGCUGCUACUUGGUGGGUGUUUUGGAAGGUUGUAGGUAUUUCAUAGGGCCAUAGUAACGCUGGUGUUGGCACCAAUUUUGAGCACUUUUGUCCCUCAAGGUUUUUUUUUUUUUUGUUUGUUUUUUUUUUUAACCCCACAUAAGAUCUUGGAUAAGGUUGUGUGUGUGCAAGUGUGUAUGUAUAUGUCUUCAGAUGAUGACCAGGGACAGGAAAUGUCCUGAGAAUGAGGUGUGUGUGUGUGUGUGUGUGUGUGUGUGUGUGUACUGUAAAUUGCCCAGAAGUCUGCUUGGUUAAGCGGGUUAACCUUUUUAGUUUUUCAUGCUAGUUUUUAACUACAGUCACGCUGGCAAACAUCAUGUUAAAUGUGGCAUUGGUACGAAACAUGGCGACCGUUCGACUUUGAAUGCGGUUCAGGGGUUUUGUCCUCCUCCUCCCUCCUCAUUCUCACAUACUCUCUGGGGUGUAGUCCGGAUUUUUGGACCAGACCCCAAGUGACAGUUUUCGCCAUCUGGUUACAUUAAUGCCAGAUCGGUGAGGGAUAAAAGGGGUGGAGGGAUUGAGGGAUGUAUUUUUGGGGCAUGUUUACACCAUGUGGCAUCUGCCUCUCUCCCCAACACUGGAGGCUAUGGACAGCUGAUGGUUAAUUAUUACAUAAGUAGCCCCUCUCCUUUUUUUUUCUUUUUUUUGGGGGGGGGUUUUAGAUAUUAUAUCAUCACAUUAAGGUCAUGAUUAUUGCUAAAUGUGUUAAAUGGCUUUCCUUUGCCUUGUUUUGUGUGUGUUGAUUGCCUUUGCCUGGUGACGGGGUUUUGUGCAAGUAGAUAAUGUAGUGUUUUUAGGGCUGAACUGAGGUGGAGGCCCACCAGUAAGGCUGCUCAACAGAUGCUGUCUGAUACAGGUUGUGCACAGGCCGGGGGGAAACUGGGAAAGAACAAAACAUGAAUUGAUUGCUGUUGCUGCCUGCUCAAAAGGCGAGUGUGUACCAUGUGUUCCAGUGUCUUUCCUACAGUGGUAUGGAUCGGUUUAGAGGUCAGGCCGGUGCACAGGUUUGCUACUGGCCAGUUCGUUCACCCCAGCCUUCAUUUUUUUUUUUGUUUUGUUUUUUUCCUUUUCUGAUCCCUGGUGUUUUGCAGUCUGAGGUGCUACAACUUGUCCCGCCACUAGAGGGCAGCCCUGUGCAUGUUUCUCAUAUUUUUGUAUUGAGACUAGAAAAAUAAUGCCAAAAGUCUGGCUGUGCAUUGGGGGCAUUGUGUGAGAGCGUGCGGAAGACGAGGUGCAUUGAUCAUUAGAUGUUACAUUUGUUGUGGUGAUAAGUUAUGAUGUUGUAUACUUUGGCUGGGAGGGGUGGGGGUGUUUGUGUGUGUUUUUUGGGGUAGGGGAGGGGUGGUGGUGGUUGGGUUGUCGAUGAAAAUAAUAGACAAUCUAAAACCCCACAUUACUCUCAUUGACUUUCUUACCCCCUCUAAGCUGUGUGGUGCAAUACCUCAAUUUUUACCAAUGCUAACUAAACGCUCUGUGUAAACUAGCUCCUCUCCAACCAAGAAUGGUAUUUUGUAUAAAUGUCCCUAAGUCCUUGGUUUUGAAUCACAGGGUACUGAUCCCCUGUGCUUUGAGACCGAUGUAUUAGACGAGAAUGUUUUUCAAAGAGUCACCACAGCAGUAUCUGCAUCCCCAAGAUAUGGACAAUCUGCCUUUACUCUGGUAUAAAAACAAAUUGAAUUUUAUUUAUUAAAUUGUAAAUAUGUAAUGCAAUUUAAGAAAAUGGCUUGGUCUUUGUCUGUUCAAUAUAAUGUUUCUAAGCUCCAAUCUUUUGUAUGUCUCAGAAAUUGUUUUUAUAUGUAUUUUUUACAAUAAAUAUG
Seriola dumerili (greater amberjack) is the source of this 3734-nucleotide messenger RNA. RefSeq names its product E3 ubiquitin-protein ligase ZNRF1-like. The coding region runs from base 247 to 1032 and encodes 261 amino acids. NCBI's taxonomy places the organism in Eukaryota, Metazoa, Chordata, Actinopteri, Carangiformes, Carangidae. The record is from RefSeq and is a predicted model, not a curated record. The transcript has 5 exons.